GCGGGGGGAACUCAAGGCCUGCUUGAUACGUCCGCCAUUUUGGGCGCUUCGCUGAUGGUGUCGGUGAGCGCGUUUCCCGCCUGAGCGCAACUAGCGGCGGGUCGUGGGCACCUCCAGAUAAGAAAACAAGCUCAGAGAGAUGUGGUGACUUGCUCAAAGAGUGACAGAACUUCCUCGGCCAUCUGGAGGGGUCAUAUGAAACCUUUAUAUCAUCAGCUUGAGGUACCUCCCAUAAUUUUAAGGGGAGAGCUUGCUUCUUAUCCAUAUCCCACAUUAUUUCUGCUAAUCUACUAAUGCAGUAACUUGGAGGAAAAUUGUUACCAGGAUAACCUGUAAUGGGCAAGGAGCCACAAAGAAGAAAACGUUUCUUUUAAUUUUUAAACUUGGUUUGAAAGACCAGCAUGUUUUGGAAAUUUGAUCUUCACUCAUCAUCCCACAUAGACACACUUCUAGAAAGAGAAGAUGUAACACUGAAGGAGUUAAUGGAUGAGGAAGAUGUUUUACAGGAAUGUAAAGCUCAGAACCGCAAACUUAUAGAGUUUCUGUUAAAAGCAGAAUGUCUCGAAGAUUUAGUAUCAUUCAUUAUAGAAGAACCACCUCAAGACAUGGAUGAGAAGAUCAGAUACAAGUAUCCAAAUAUAUCUUGUGAGUUGCUCACUUCCGAUGUCUCCCAGAUGAAUGAUAGACUGGGAGAAGAUGAAUCCUUGCUAAUGAAAUUAUAUAGCUUCCUCCUAAAUGAUUCCCCUUUGAACCCACUACUUGCCAGUUUCUUCAGCAAGGUGCUAAGUAUUCUUAUCAGCAGAAAACCAGAACAGAUUGUGGAUUUCUUAAAGAAGAAGCGUGAUUUUGUAGACCUUAUUAUAAAGCACAUAGGAACUUCUGCUAUCAUGGAUUUGUUGCUCAGGCUCCUGACAUGUAUUGAGCCUCCACAGCCCAGGCAAGAUGUGCUGAAUUGGUUAAAUGAGGAGAAAAUUAUCCAGAGGCUUGUGGAAAUAGUUCAUCCUUCGCAAGAAGAAGAUCGACAUUCAAAUGCAUCACAGUCACUUUGUGAAAUUGUUCGCCUGAGCAGAGACCAGAUGUUACAAAUUCAGAACAGUACAGAGCCUGACCCCCUGCUUGCCACUCUAGAAAAGCAAGAAAUUAUAGAGCAGCUUCUAUCAAAUAUUUUCCACAAGGAGAAAAAUGAAUCAGCCAUAGUCAGUGCAAUCCAGAUAUUGCUGACUUUACUUGAGACAAGACGACCAACAUUUGAAGGCCAUAUAGAGAUCUGCCCACCAGGCAUGAGCCAUUCAGCUUGUUCAGUAAACAAGAGUGUUCUAGAAGCCAUCAGAGGAAGACUUGGAUCUUUUCAUGAACUCCUGCUGGAGCCACCCAAGAAAAGUGUGAUGAAGACCACAUGGGGUGUUCUGGAUCCUCCUGUGGGGAAUACCCGGUUGAAUGUGAUUAGGUUGAUAUCCAGCCUGCUUCAAACCAAUACCAGCAGUAUAAAUGGGGACCUUAUGGAGCUGAAUAGCAUUGGAGUCAUAUUGAACAUGUUCUUCAAAUAUACAUGGAAUAACUUUUUGCAUACACAAGUGGAAAUUUGUAUUGCACUGAUUCUUGCAAGUCCUUUUGAAAACACAGAAAAUGCCACAAUUACUGAUCAAGACCCCACUGGUGAUAAUUUGUUAUUGAAACAUCUUUUCCAAAAAUGUCAAUUAAUAGAACGAAUACUUGAAGCCUGGGAAAUGAAUGAGAAGAAACAGGCUGAGGGAGGAAGACGGCAUGGUUACAUGGGACACCUAACGAGAAUAGCUAAUUGUAUUGUGCACAGCACUGAUAAGGGCCCCAACAGUGCAUUAGUGCAGCAACUUAUCAAAGAUCUUCCCGACGAAGUCAGGGAACGAUGGGAGACGUUCUGCACAAGCUCCUUAGGAGAAACUAACAAGAGGAACACGGUAGAUCUAGUUACAACCUGCCAUAUUCAUUCAUCCAGUGAUGAUGAAAUUGACUUUAAAGAAACGGGUUUCUCACAGGAUUCUUCUUUGCAGCAAGCCUUUUCUGAUUAUCAGAUGCAACAAAUGACGUCCAAUUUUAUUGACCAGUUUGGCUUCAACGAUGAGAAGUUUGCAGAUCAAGAUGACAUUGGCAAUGUUUCUUUUGAUCGAGUAUCAGACAUCAACUUUACUCUCAAUACAAAUGAAAGUGGAAAUAUUGCCUUGUUUGAAGCAUGUUGUAAGGAAAGAAUACAACAGUUUGAUGAUGGUGGCUCUGAUGAGGAAGAUAUAUGGGAGGAAAAGCACAUUGCAUUCACACCAGAAUCCCAAAGGCGAUCCAGCUCAGGGAGUACAGACAGUGAGGAAAGUACAGACUCUGAAGAAGAAGAUGGAGCAAAGCAAGACUUGUUUGAAUCCAGUAGUGCCAACACAGAAGACAAAAUGGAGGUGGACCUGAGUGAACCACCCAACUGGUCAGCUAACUUUGAUGUCCCAAUGGAGACAACUCAUGGUGCUCCAUUGGACUCUGUGGGCUCUGACGUCUGGAGCACAGAGGAGCCGAUGCCAACUAAAGAGACAGGCUGGGCUUCUUUUUCAGAGUUCACGUCUUCCCUGAGCACAAAAGAUUCUUUAAGGAGUAAUUCUCCAGUGGAAAUGGAAACCAGCACUGAACCCAUGGACCCUCUGACUCUCAGUGCGGCUGCCCUGGCAGUGCAGCCAGAAGCGCCAGGCAGUGUGGCCAUGGAAGCCAGCUCCGAUGGAGAGGAUGAUGCAGAAAGUACAGACAAGGUAACUGAGACGGUGAUGAAUGGCGGCAUGAAGGAAACACUCAGCCUCACUGUAGAUGCCAAGACAGAGACUGCGGUCUUCAAAAGAGUGUUGAAAUCCUAUCGUGAGGAAGGGAAACUGUCUACCUCUCAAGAUGCUGCUUGUAAAGAUUCGGAGGACAGCCCCGAGACGGCAGAGGUGAAGUGCACCGCGCCCCGGCCUCCCAGCAAUAGUCCCGAGCAGAGAGCCUCCGAUGUCUGUCUGUUGCUCCUUAGGACUGACCAGCCAAGUGUACCAGGUGACACUUCAGUGAAUGGCCCUGUAUGAUGGGUGACGACUGCCGCUGCUGACUGAGGACUGCAGACCGCCACCACUCAGGGGCUCUGGAGGGGUCAGCUGGAGCCCACCAAGCUGUCACUGCUGCACCCACUCUGCAAGGGAUCAGGACCAGCAACCUUUAUACCCUAGAUUCUAAGACAUUGUACAGAGAAAUUCAGAAGUGUAAAAAUAUUGCACAUUGACAAAUACCAAGAAUUUUUGCGUAUGUUUAUAUUGUAUUGUUCUAAAUAAUGGGUAGCCUGUGAAAUAAGAUCUUGCCGCCCAUGUAAUAAUAGUAGUAAUACUCUAGUUAAAAUGGCUGUAAGAAUAGUUUUAUAAAAGUGAAUACACAGAUCUAUUGUAUUUGAAACAUAACUAUUUGACAUUUAUUAGUGUGACCAAAGUAUUAGGCGGUUUUCAUACAUUUUUCACCUUGUAAAAAAUUCUGAAUUCAUUUUUCUUCCAGGUUGGCAAGGAGUUGUAGAAUGGAAAUGCCUCUAAGUGUUAUUUUGGUUGUUCUAACUUACAAAAGUGAUUUUGAAUAAGAAAUAUUUGGUGUUCUUUUUAUAACCAGUUUUUGAUUGGUAAUUGUUUUCUGUAUUGUUUAAAAUGGAUCAAAACUGUAAGUCUAUUGGUAGAGAUUAAGUAUUUAUUGCUACAACUUAGUUGAUAACUUGAUGUUAUUGUAAAGCCAUAUGUUCUGUUCAAGUCUUGUUUGCUUGAAAUGAUUAUUCCUACAGGUGAGACACUAGACUAUUUGGAGCUGAUAUGGCUUGUGUUCUUGUGUUUUGGGUUUUUUGUUUUCUGUUUUUUGUGGGGUUUUUUUUGCUUUUGUUUUUGUUUUUUGUUGUUUCGGUAGUUCAUCUGCCUUUUAACCCAUUCACCAAAAUUUACCUUGUUAACAAGCAUCACCAAUGAACAUUUCGGAGCAAUCUGCGUAUUUAACACACCUAAAUCGUAGUAGGCAAGUCAGCUGAAAAUGUUCGUGCUGCUAAUGGAAUUAGAGUGCGUUCAUUUUACAGGCUAGUAUUUUAAAAGUAGAAAUCAAAAUCUGGCACCGAAGCAUGCUAAUUGUUUACUGUACCUUGUGAGAUUUUCACUCAUAAAUUUAAACCAGUGUAUUUUUUUAGAACUGGUUUGUGUAUAUAUAUAGUGAUUAUGGAUACUAAUUCAAUGUAAUUUAUAAUUUUCUAUGUCAAUAUAAAAAUACAUCACAGCCUUCUCAAACAUCUGAAGCAAUAUAUUGUAUAUUGCCAUAUCGUCUGGUGAAAGGGUUAAAUUACUUCACCUCUUGCACUUUUAGAUGCAAAUCAGUUUUUCAUUUCUGUAAUAGAAAAUUAUUCAUGUAUUUUUACAUCAUUUGUUUUUCCUGACCAGUAUUUAAAACCAAAAGGAUAUCCUGAAAAAUGGCCAACAAUUUUUUUAGAAAUAGCAUCCCAAGCAGCGUGCCUAAACAUUACAUUGCAUAUGGAAAUAAAAGAAUCAAACGUCUAAUGCCUUAUUUCUGGUUUCCUUUUUCAUUUGAAGUGGUGUAGAGACUCAAGCACUCCAAGGACAGUGGAGUCAGCAGUAAGCCCUGGGACAAGUGGCAAGGGGGGCUCCCUUGCCCUUUGCACGCCUCCUCAGGAACCCUCUUUCCCGGGUGAGCACCUCUCUGAAGAGACUAUCCUUGAGCCUCCUCUGGAACCAGCACCCCCAGAGGACAGAGCUCCUCCUACUUGCCUCAGGGCUGCCUGACUUGCGUGCUGUUAGACCUCGGGGAUUGCUGCUGGAUGCCGUGCCCAGGUCUUGAGCUUUGCCGGCCAUGGCCAGGGUUUGGCUGCAGUGGUGGCACACAUGGCCUCAGUGGUAUGGAUCUGGUGGCUUCUCCAUCCCACCCAAGGUAACAGUGUCUUGCUUCAUCCCAUUGACUGCUAGGGAGAGAGCCUCUGGUUCUUUUCUUUGGGGCGGCAUUUUGGUUUGCUUGUCUUCGUAGCAGGGAAAGGAUAUGACAACGGGGAGGACAGUUCUUUUGGGGGUUGGAGAGGCCAACCCGAGGACAGGAGUGAGUGUGCCCUCAUUUCGUUUCUACGUUAAUUUCUGUGUAUUGGCCAUACUGAAUUGCAAGACUAACAGAUGUCUACAAUACAAUACCUGUAUUAAAAAUAACAAAAAUAAAGCCUGAUUCUUUGUUUCUAGAAA
Cebus imitator (Panamanian white-faced capuchin) is the source of this 5243-nucleotide messenger RNA. It is a transcript of the gene PPP6R3, whose product is annotated as protein phosphatase 6 regulatory subunit 3. Gene Ontology annotation, cellular component: nucleus; cytosol. Bases 402 to 3071 code for a protein of 889 amino acids. Gene Ontology annotation, molecular function: protein phosphatase binding; protein phosphatase regulator activity. The record is from RefSeq and is a predicted model, not a curated record. The transcript has 26 exons. NCBI's taxonomy places the organism in Eukaryota, Metazoa, Chordata, Mammalia, Primates, Cebidae.